Molecule: messenger RNA, 812 nt
Organism: Eurytemora carolleeae
Lineage: Eukaryota; Metazoa; Arthropoda; Copepoda; Calanoida; Temoridae
Gene: mRpL40
Product: 39S ribosomal protein L40, mitochondrial
Exons: 9
Coding region: 48-746 (232 amino acids)
Cellular component (GO): mitochondrial large ribosomal subunit; mitochondrial ribosome
Source: RefSeq, a predicted model, not a curated record
UUUUGUUUUUGUGAUGAUAUUUGCAUUUAAAUUUCAGAUUUUUUGAAAUGAAUUCUUUAAUUUCCUCUGUAUCAAGAUUAUCUCUCUGCAGUAGAACCUAUCAGCGAUCUUUGCAGCUUCCUGUGUCCGCUUUCCAUACUUCUACCAUUAAUAAUUUCAAGCUAACAGAUGUGUGGAGUGGUGGAGUUACAAAGAAGAAACGAAGAACGGAUCCAGGGAGUACCAAGGUUAAAGAUGACCGGAGAAGAAAAAGGCUGGCUAAAGCUUUAAGAAAAAUGGAGAAGAAGGAGAGGCAGCCUAAACCUGUUAUAGAGCUAGAGGUUCCUCAAGUUCUAUUUUCUGAAUCAAAACUUAGAACCAGGAACUUACAGGUUCCAGAGGAUAUCAGGGAGGAGAGACACUAUUUCUUUAAGGACUGGGCGCUGUAUGCGCAGAACCGACACAGGAAUGAGAUUUAUGAAUUAGAUACUAAGAUUUUAGCACAGCAAGAAGCAUUAGAUCAGCUCAGAAUGGAAAGUUUGGACUUGUAUCUUGCAGCUUGUCAGUUUGAUCCAGAUCUAAUUCCAUUUACAGCUAGGGGUCCUACACUUUCUCCGCCCAUCAAGGACUAUAUUCAAGAUGGAGAUUUUAAGGAUAUUACAAGAGAAUAUAAGGUUGUUUAUGAGGACACUGAAGCGUUCUUGAAGAAACUCGUCACCAAGGUUCGAAGGAGGAAGAAGAGGAGUUCAGAGGAAGAUGAUGAUUAAAUAUUUUUUUAUUCUCUUCUGCUUGUGAAGUUUAAUUGAGAAAUAAAAGUGAAAUCUGUCAUGUAA